This is a messenger RNA of Misgurnus anguillicaudatus (oriental weatherfish), 2053 nucleotides long. RefSeq lists its product as uncharacterized. Gene Ontology annotation, biological process: epithelium development; extracellular matrix organization; epidermis development. NCBI's taxonomy places the organism in Eukaryota, Metazoa, Chordata, Actinopteri, Cypriniformes, Cobitidae. The record is from RefSeq and is a predicted model, not a curated record. Gene Ontology annotation, molecular function: serine-type endopeptidase inhibitor activity. Gene Ontology annotation, cellular component: plasma membrane.
AACAGUUCAGCUCACCUGCGCGCACACCUGAGCUCGUGCUCCUAGAAAAAUGACUUGAUGCUGUCAGAUACGCCGCAUUAAUCGCGCAAUGAUCGUCGCAUGGAGUCUGAUGAGUCUGUGGAUUGUGGGUCUGAUCUGUUACUCGGACUGCACGUGCUCUCCGACAUCUUUCUAUAAGAGCUGCUGGAUCCGCAGGUAUCCCGGACUUUAUGUGGAUGUGGAGGAAUCUCAGCGCAAAGGAGCUCAGAUCCUGAAGGUUUAUCGGGAGGAAUCAGCUAUCAAAUGCAGCAGAUCCUGCUGUACGACACAAAACUUCUCCUGUAGUUUGGCUGUGUUUCAUUACAACACAACUCAAGACAGCGUGAACUGCUUUCACCUUCAGUGUUUGAAUCCUGACAGCUGCAGUCUGCACCACAGAAGAAACGUCAUUCUUUAUAAUGUGACGAAAGGUGUAGAUCCUGAUCUGCUGGUGUUCGGCAAACACUUCACCACCAACGUCCGUGUUCUUCCUCACAUGUCCUCCUCACGACUGAACGUUUCAGAACCUCUGACAUCAGACAAGCGUCAUUUCAACCAUCCACCCAACCCUCCUGUCCGCUCCAUCAGCUCCCCAUCCACCAGCACGACAAAACCUACGACCCAAGCGGUUUCCACUUCACACGAAUCCCAGAAUCACUUUAUCUGUUGUACUACCAAACCUGCAUCGACGGCUGAUGAGAAUACACCAGAACGGGUUGUAUCGACUACAUCACAGCCCAAACAGCCUCAACCUAUGACACGGCUGCUUCAUACGACAAAACCAACUCAUCAGCUUGAUACAACCAGUGAGACCUUUACCAGUACUCCCAGUAGCUCACAUCUCUUUUCCACCACUACAGCCCAACCAAGCUCCACUUACAAACCCAUCGUAAUCACUGAAGCUGCUCAAACUAUCUUCGUAUCUGGGACUUUAACUACCCAACAGGUUUUGGAUUUACAAACUACAACUCAAAGCAUCACUGUCACUAAUACAACACCUUCUCAAAGCACUACACAACCCAUCACUGAGCUCUCCACAACUAACCACCGUCCUCAAACGCUAUUCAAGACCACAGCUACCAAAUUACAGGAGACAGCACAAACUGUCACCCACAAUGUACCGUCCCCCUCCAAAUCCUUAACAAUCAUGAAGCCCCUGACAGCUGUGACCCAGACAAACGCACCCAAACAAACUAUAACUCAAAUCACUACAGUUUUGUCUCCAGCUGGUUUACAACCAGAAGAUAAAACAACUUCCAUCCUCACAAGACACGAGACCCUAAACCACACCAACAACCGUACGAGCGAUUCAACGACUACUACCAGCACGCCGGGUUCUUCUCUUACUGCCUCUACUAGCAGUACGGUGGACAGUCAGCCGUACCCGAACGACACCAAGGGUUACAUCAGUCGAAACAUCACCACAGAUGAUGCUCCUCAUCCUGACGGAGAUGGAAGUUUGACAACGGUGUGGCAUUUGGCGGCCAACACCGUGCUGGUGGUUUUAGCGACCUGUGCAACCAUAACAUUUGGAUGUUGUUGUUCUGUGUUUGUUGCUCUGAGCUGGAGAGGACGCAGAAGAAGAAAAGGAAGAUACCACACCGACCUGAGGGCCAAAAGAGGAUCCAUGAAACUCAUCAAGUAUGUCAUCGUACGAGAGAGCUCGUAAGGUGUGCCUGCUCGUGUUUCUUAGAUGCUGCUACUUUGUGACUUGUUUUAUGUGGUUAGACUUUAUCCGCUAUGUAUACAAUUCAGUGCCAUGUAUGGAUUAGAAGAAGAAACUGUAAAAUACCCUGGUAAGUAGGUAUCUUAUAAAGCAAUAUAUUUAUGCUGCUUAUUUUUUGGAACAGCCCCCGUAUUGGAGUGUGAAUAAUGUCCCCUACGUAGGUUGCUCUUUAGGUUUUGAACAGAAUGAAUCAUUUUUUGUGACAUUUUUAAAAAAAUUUAAAAAUCUUGUUUUAUAAGUGAAUAUGAAUGUAUGCAUAAAAGAGAAGUAUUAGUAAACUCUUCCUUGGACAGUCUUUAAAGCGCUAGU